GAGCUCUUGGCUUGCUCAAUAGUAAGGACCGGACAUACAUUAUCCUAUAUAAGUGGUCAGCUCAGCCAAAAGAUCUCAGCAAUCUCUGGGGACGUCAGAACGUGAAAAUGAGGGUCCUACUGUUCCUGGGUUUGAGUGUGGCUCUUCUUUACUCGAUGGUCUUUGCUGACCACCACGAGGGUGAAGGAAAGAAAUCUGGAGACAAAGACGACCAUGAGAACAAAGGUGACCAUCACCAUCAUCACCAUGGUCACCGCCACCAUGGUCACCGCCACCAUGGCCGUCACCAUGGCCGCCACCACCAUGGCCAUCACCAUAGGCACCAUCACCGUGGCAAUGAAACAUUGGCCUGCCACAAAUUAGCAAUUAGCAAUUCCAAUUUUGCAUUUGACCUCUAUAGGCAGGUAGCAGCAGACCAUCCAUCAGAAAACAUUGUCCUGUCCCCAGUAAGCAUAUCUGUAGCAUUGGCUUUUCUAUCCCUUGGUGCCAAUGGCGAAACCCAUGACCAGAUCUUAAAAGGCAUUGGCUUCAACACCUCUGAGACUCCCAAGAAAGACAUUCAUGAUGGCUUCCACCAUCUGCUGGAAGUGUUCAACGAUGAGGACAGUGAGUUUCAGCUUGACAGUGGGAACGGCCUUUUCUUAAGUCAGAAAUGGAAAUUCCUUGACGCCUUUCUCGAAAAUGCCAAGAACAUCUACGAAUCCGAAGCCUUCAAUGUAGACUUUUCUAAUUCUGAAGAGGCCAAGAAACAAAUCAACAGCUACGUUGAAAAGGAAACAAACGGCAAGAUUGUUGAUGUGCUGAGCAGCGUGGACACGGAUGCAGCCUUUGUUCUGGUCAACUUUAUUUAUUUUAGAGGGCAAUGGGAAAACCCUUUUGAUGGUCAAUUUACCCAAGAAGGAGAUUUUCAUGUGAAUAAGGACAAGACUGUGAAGGUACCUUUCCUGUCUAGGACUGGCUAUUACAAAGUUGCGUCCUCGGAUGAUGCCACCAUCGUAGCCCUCCCCUACAAAGGGAAUGCCUCCGCGUUGUUCAUCCUCCCCAAUGAAGGCAAACUGGAAGAAGUGGAAGCUAACUGGAAGGGUCUAGUGAAGAAAUUUAAAAGGUCCAACAGUGAAGACCUUGUAGAUUUGAGCAUCCCCAAGUUUGACAUUUCUGGUUCCUUCGACCUAAAAGAACUUCUGCCUAAAUUCGGAAUAGUUGAUGUGUUUUCAGACAGCGCGGAUCUUUCUGGAAUCACUGGGGCGACGGACCUGAAAGUUUCAAAGGCGGUUCACAAAGCGAAGAUCAACGUAGAUGAGAAGGGGACGGAGGCUGCUGGGGCCACGGUACUGGAGGCCGUUCCAAUGAGACUUCCUCUGCAGAUUACUCUGAAUCGUCCCUUCUUACUUUCUAUUUAUAACCACGAAACCAGAAGUAUUCUCUUCAUGGCUAAAGUUGUAGACCCAGCAAAAUAAAUUCCCUGAUCUUGUCCCCGCUGUACCUUCAAUAAAGAUUAUUCUUUGGCUUAACGCAA
Rana temporaria (common frog) is the source of this 1516-nucleotide messenger RNA. Its product is annotated as alpha-1-antiproteinase F-like. Gene Ontology annotation, molecular function: serine-type endopeptidase inhibitor activity. The record is from RefSeq and is a predicted model, not a curated record. The transcript is spliced from 6 exons. Gene Ontology annotation, biological process: negative regulation of endopeptidase activity. NCBI's taxonomy places the organism in Eukaryota, Metazoa, Chordata, Amphibia, Anura, Ranidae. The coding region runs from base 108 to 1457 and encodes 449 amino acids.